This is a messenger RNA of Fusarium keratoplasticum, 396 nucleotides long. RefSeq lists its product as uncharacterized. The coding region runs from base 1 to 396 and encodes 131 amino acids. The record is from RefSeq and is a predicted model, not a curated record. Lineage: Eukaryota; Fungi; Ascomycota; Sordariomycetes; Hypocreales; Nectriaceae. The transcript has 2 exons.
AUGAAGCUGUCUUCGGUCGCUGCCUCAGUCCUCGUCUCCGCUUCGGCGGUCUCUGCAUCCCCAAUCCACAAGCGCGAGCUCGGAGGUGUCCUCAUGUGCACCGGAGCCAACGCAACAGGAACCUGCCACUACGAGGUCUACAAGCUCGAAAAGUGCCACCAGCUGCCUCCCCCAUUCUACAAGAACGUCAAGACGUUCGCCCCGGACGGCGAGAACUUUGCCUGCUACCCUCGCGUGUACGACUGCGGCGGCAUCUGCAAGAGCCCCACGGGCUGCACCUUUGGCAAGGUCGACUUCAACUACGAGCACAAGUACAACAUCAGCGCCAUCGGGUGGGACACUCUGUUCCAGAGCUUUGACUGCUUCGAGAAGCGGAAGCCUUCUCCUCUUCCUUGA